UCAGAAAAUGAAAAUACACCAAACGCACCCUUCCCUUCCGAACCUCGCAAACACGCAUACUUUAUCUCUGCAAACCCACAAGAACUGUGUUUUCAUCUCCAAACUUCACACCUUUCUCUCUCUCUCAAAUCUGCCUUUGCCAUGUCUUCUUCUCUAUUAGAUCCAUAAAACCCAUUCCUCCAAACCCCAAUCCCACCCCGCUUCUCUCAAUUCUCCAUUCUCGCGUUUAUAUACAUCGUUUUCUGUGUAUCUGUGUAGAGAAUAGAGAUACAUAGAGAUAUAGCUUGAAAUUGCUGGGAAAUGGGUUCUGUAAGGCCAGAUCUGAGCUGCAGAGUGUAUCCGGAGCCGGUGGACCACUUUGACCGGCUACCGGACUCUCUAAUCCUGCUGGUUUUCAAUAUGAUCGGCGAUGUUAAAGCUCUCGGCCGAUGCUGCGUCGUUUCGAAGCGUUUCCAUUCGCUGGUGCCGCAGGUGGACAACGUCGUCGUUCGCGUUGACUGCGUGAUCUCCGACGAAGACGGUUCUUCGCCGUCGUCGGCGACGGCGGCGACGGCGACGACGGCGGCGGCGUCCGCCGCCGCCGCCGACAAGUCUCGGCAUCCGAUCUCCUCCAUCCUCCGCCUGGUGUUCACGGGGCUGCUCAAACCCUUCCAAUCUCUCUCCCAAUUCAUCUCCGCCUCCGCCUCACCGCGGCGCGUGGGCGCGUCGUCGGCCAUGGAAGACGGCGAGUUUGACCAGAGCUCCGUGACGCACCACUCGCCCACUCAGGUGUUGAAGAAUUUUAACGAAAUCAAGUUCCUCCGGAUCGAGCUCCCCAGCGGCGAGCUGGGAAUAGACGACGGCGUUUUGCUUAAAUGGAGGGCCGAUUUCGGGUCCACGCUGGACAAUUGCGUCAUCCUCGGCGCCUCGUCGGUGACUCACCCCUCACCCUCACCCUCACCCGCCGGUAAUAAUAACAACAAUACCCUAAUCCCCGACGACCAAACCCCUAACAAUGAUUCAAAUCCCGAGAACGAUAAUGGGAGCAUUCCCGAGUCCUUUUACACUAGCGGCGGCUUAAAAUUACGCGUAGUUUGGACAAUUAGCUCCCUAAUUGCCGCUUCUGCUAGACAUUAUUUACUCCAACCCAUAAUUUCCGAGCAUAGAACUCUGGAUAGUUUGGUUUUAACCGAUACAGAUGGGCAGGGAGUUCUGUGUAUGAACAGGGAGCAGCUUGAGGAGCUGAGAGUGAAGCCACUCUCGGCCUCCUCGGCCUCGAAGAGGACUUUGGUGCCUGCUCUCAAUAUGCGCCUGUGGUACGCUCCACAUUUGGAGUUACCAGAUGGAACAGUGCUUAAAGGCGCGACCUUGGUGGCGAUUAGGCCGAGCGAGCAGCACAAGAAAGAUGUGGUUGGGUCAGAUGGGAAUUGGGUAGCUUCAGCUUUCGAUGAACCCUAUGGGGCAGCUGCAAGGAUGUUGGUGAAGAGGAGAACCUACUGUCUUGAAAUGAACUCGUUCUGAAAGCGAAUCGAGAAUGAACUCGUUAGAUGGAUCUCUAAGCUGAGGAAGGUUGCUGCUUUUGAUGAAGAUGGAUUCACGUGUCAUCACUGUCAUGGAAGGAUGAGAAACAGUACAAUUUUGUCUUGAGCAAGCCUCAAUUGAGUUAAUUGAGCCUCUUUACAUAUGAAUCGUAAUGGAGCAAUGCAUGCUUUGGGAGAUGAAAUGCCAAUUGUCAACUGAUCAAUAGCUGUAAAUGUGUUGUUAUGUGCACUUAAACAAACGGACAAUAGGCAUCUGCUUUGCUUUUAUUCUUGGCAUAUGCUUUAUGGAUGCUGAGAAUGCUUAAUGAUUUAUGUUGUAAGAGCUUUGUGCCUUUGACAUCGUCGUGGUCUACUUAGUUUCCUCUUGUGAAUAUUGUAGGUUAUGUUAUGCUUAUGUGAUGUACUUUCAAGGCCUAAUCAAUCAAUGAAUUGUGUAUUUCGCUCGUAUCUGAA
Molecule: messenger RNA, 1973 nt
Organism: Ipomoea triloba (trilobed morning glory)
Lineage: Eukaryota; Viridiplantae; Streptophyta; Magnoliopsida; Solanales; Convolvulaceae
Product: F-box protein At4g18380-like
Exons: 2
Coding region: 301-1500 (399 amino acids)
Molecular function (GO): protein binding
Source: RefSeq, a predicted model, not a curated record